Messenger RNA from Leptidea sinapis, 4540 nucleotides. RefSeq lists its product as uncharacterized. NCBI's taxonomy places the organism in Eukaryota, Metazoa, Arthropoda, Insecta, Lepidoptera, Pieridae. The record is from RefSeq and is a predicted model, not a curated record. The transcript has 8 exons. Gene Ontology annotation, molecular function: carbohydrate binding. The coding region runs from base 298 to 1704 and encodes 468 amino acids.
ACGUUUCUGUUUUGUGGACACAACUCGCCAUGUGGCUGACAGCCAUGUGACUUGCCGCGUGCGCAAUAACCUUUAUAAAAAUUAGUAUUUAUUGCUUUCUUUUGGGGUUAUGCCUUGGGGAAUACGUCCCUUGGGGAUUAAGUAGUACUUAACUUAAUUGUUUUAGAAUUUUAAGUGAAUUAAUAGUUGUUUAUUUUAAUAUGUAGUAAAGGAUUAAUGAUUAUGUUAAUUACUCUUUGAUGUAUAAGAUUAAUUAGUUCAACACGGACUUAUGGGACUAGAAGUGACAAUGACGUGAUGCGACGAAGCAACAUGAAGUCGUCGAUAAUUAUCGCUGUUUCCAUCAUGCUGGUGGUGCCUGGCCCUUCCAGUACAAACUCUGACAACUUAGCGUUAUUAGCGGGCACGUUAAAGACAAUGCAAAGAGCUGCCUGUGAUGAUGAAAUGGUCUCCCUCUCUUGUCCGAGAGGAACAUCAAUAAGUAUCCAAGUAGCUCAGUAUGGAAAAGCCGCUCCAGGUGGACACGGUUGUGUUGCAGAACCAGCUCAAGAACUAGAGAACAGUGAGAGAUGCUUAUGGCCUAAUUCUAUGCAGUAUUCCCUGUUGCAAACGGUGGUCGAGGCGUGUCAAAAGAAGCCGGCAUGUAAGUUCACUACAAAGUCGAAGCCGGGAAUCGUCGACCCGUGUCCCCACGCCAGAAAGUUCGUUGAAGUUGCCUACAAAUGCAGACCGUAUGAGUUCCGGAGUCGAACGGGCUGCGAGGAUGACGUCAUAAAGCUAGGUUGCAACCCUUACUCGAGAGUGGCAAUAUUUAGCGCACAAUAUGGCCGGACAGCGCAUGAUUCCGUUACGUGUCCGCGAGCACAGGGAAUUACAGAUCAGACCUGUACCGCGCCUUACGCUGUGGAGACUGUUAUGCAGAUAUGUCAUGGAAAACGAAGGUGCCAUAUUGUGGCGAAUGGCAAAACAUUCGGGUCACCCUGUAAGCCACAUUUGCAAAGUUAUCUGAAGGUUGUGUAUGCGUGUGUGCCAUUGGGAGUACUCACCGAGCGAUACGAGAGCCCAGUUGAAAGGGAUGAAGUACCAAACACUCAUGUCGUCAGCAGUGAUGAAGGGCUGUUUGAUGAAUCAGAUACUGGAGAAAAAUGGGGUGAGACAAAUCCAGUGUCGCCAAUUGCUGACUUGGGAUCUUUGCCAACAAUACAGGACAUCAAAUUGAAGGUGUUCACUUCAGAAUCAAACAACAACAAGGGAAAUUUUGAGAAGUCAGAACGUUCACAGGCGCACGAGAAAUUCUACUUGUACAUCGGCGCUGCUGUUAUUAUUAUUAUUGUUUUUAUCAGCUUCAUUAUAGCAGCCAAAUAUUAUAUGAACAGGAAAAAGAAACGAAAUGCUAAAAAUGGCAAUAUGUUCACAACGGAAGCGCCAAAUAUAUUCAGCGAUACUGUAUCUGAUAUAGACAAUGAGGGCAGCGUUACUCAUAUAUCUGAAACAUUCUACGAUCCAGCACACCCAGAUAUGAUUUAUGGCACUAGGAAUCUUAGACCGAUGAAGCCUCUAUCAACGAUAUAUCCCACUGCAGGCGCCAGUAUGUACGGAGUGGAUUACGUUCCCCGACAGACACUGGGAUUUGAAAAUGAUCCUGAAAUUUUAAGUCCGAAGAGUUUGAGAGGUUACACAAAUACACAGUUCAAUUAUGGCUGACAUAAAGAUGUAAAUGAAGAAUCAAUUGAAGUAGACACUGAGUUAUAACAAUAUUAUAAACGCGGUGCUUUCAUAGGUGUUGCAUAUUUAUUGUAUUCUAUUAAGAAUUUGUAUCAAUAGAAUUUUGUAAAAUAAACACUAAUAAAUAAAUCAGAAUAUCAAAAAGCUCAUUUUUGCAUGUGAAAGUUUGGUUAUUAAACUUAACUAGCACGCCCACCCCUAUUUAAUGGGUUAUUUUUAUGUAAAUAUAGUUUAAAUUCAAAUAAUGGGUGACGAUUUCAUGAAUGUACUUCGUAUUUAAAUUCGUGUUCUUCAAAAUAUGUUUUUUUUUUAUGGAAAAGGAUUGCAAACGAGCGUACGGGUCACCUGGUGUAAAGUGAUCACCGCCACCCACAUUGCCACACCACAGGAAUCACAGGAGUGUUGCCGGCCUUCAAGGAAGGUGUACGCGCUUUUUUUUGAAGAUACCCAUGAGUUAUCGUCCAUGAAACCCAGUUUUGUAGUACGCGCUGUGGAGGACCGCAACACAUCCAGAUGGUGGUCAUGAUAUCCUAACUUGUUUCGUGUCGUGCGAAGGUGCAAUUCGGUAGCAGGAAUCAGGGUGAAACAGCUCUUAGGAAUACUCCCCGUGAUAGUUGCGGUAGAAGACACACAAUGAAGCGAUAUCUCUACGCAACGCCAAGUGAUCAAGCCAUUCACAGAGAUUCUCUUUACGCCCGGGGAAGCACAGGGCAAAAUAUAAUUAAUCAUAAUAAUUAAUCUAUUGCUCCCAUACUUAUGUGACAGAGCACAUAUCUAAAGCUUCUUAAUUGCUAUUAUUGAAUUGAUUAUUUGAAUAAUUUAACAUUUUAGAUUUCGUCUCCCAUUUGAAAAUAUUUACUCUAUAUUAUAAAGCUUAAAAUGAUAACGUGUAUAAGGUUUAUGAAACUUAUAAAUCGAAUUAGUAUUACCGUGAUCAUAAAGGCCGAAAAUGUAAAUUAUUUUACCAUUAGGUACUAAUAUAUUAUAUCGUUUACUUUUUACUAUAAUAUUAUUUUACAUUAAUGUAUAAUUUGACGCUUAAGAAACUCCCGUAUAUAGAAAUUACCUAAGCUCCUUAGUUGGAAGGAGAAAUAAAUCCAGCCUUUUAGAAAUCUAUAGAUUAAUGGAGAAUGUUUGGGUGAUUUGGUCAUGUAGCGUGGAUGGAUUAUUGUAUAUUGACUGCACAAAUUAUAGAGAUAUCUAUGUGAAUGUUAAACUGAAUUAAGCUAUACUUUACUUCAUGCCAAAAAAUUUCUAGAAUUUGGCCAUUCAAUGCGUAUCCAGAAAGCGACCACAAAAUUGUCUAGAAAAGACCGUGUGCACUUAACUUCGAAGAGAAAGUUUUACUAGAACAUCAUUCCCAGAAAGUCCCCUCUUUUGCAUAACCUUUCCCCCCAUUUCGUCACUAUAAUCAGUCUUGCAAAUUACUCAUACAGAACUCCUGCGACAUUUUUAUAGCCGUUGGUCCAACUUGAGCCUGUUGCAAUUUCUUUGCCUUCCAGCAGUCUGCCGUCGUCUCAUAACCUUUAGGAUCCAGAAGCUUAUGAGCAACACAGGUUUUUUACUCAGCGCAACCACAUCAUAAUAGAGCAUUUGAUACAUCUCGAUUGAAUGGUUUGUACAUCACCAUGGAAUGACGUAGCUUCCUUUACAUCAGCUACCAACACUUCUUACACCUUGAAAUAAAACAUUUUUUCACUCCAAUUUUAUUGUACAAAAAAAGUAUAUUAAAGAUGGUCUAGUAAGAUUUCCUCCUUGAACUCAAUAUUCAAAUGAUUUCUUAUUUAUUUUAACUCACUUUCAUAGUAUCUUUCUCUUUAGAAACGAGACAGUGAGUCUGUUAACCUAGCGUUUCUUGUCCGUGACUAAUUAAUACUAAUGUACUUUGUUAAAACAUGAAUGCUUAUACAAUAUAUAUAAAUAGAAUAUAAAUAUAUUUAUUUACCAUAGGAGUGACAGUAACAUAACAUAUUGCAAAAAUAGUUGGUAAAAGUCAUGAAGAUACAUCAGUUCGUAAAAUAACUGAUAAGAAGCAGCCCUUCUUUAAAAUCAGAGAAUAAGAAAAUUGCUUAGCGAAUAUAAAGUAAUAUUAAUUUAGGUCACCUGUCAAGAACCAUGCACUAUUGUCUUCUAUAUAAUCUGCUAUACUAUAGUAAGCAUUAUUUAUCAGAGUAGCUUUAAUACUUUGAUUAAAAAAUGGUCUCCGCUGCGCUCCAACGGCAACGUGCGGCAACUAAUACGCCUAAGUAGGCAUACUUGAGCCAGUCUUAGACAAUGUGGUACGUUGACGUGUCACUAAAGUGUAUGUUACAAAAUUUGAAAGAUGCCAUUGAGUGUUAAGAUGCCACGCAAUGUUCUUAGGUGGUGCGGUAUCUAUUGGAGCCCAGCGGAGACCAUUAAUAAUUAAUCUAAUUUAUCUAAUUUAAUCUAUCUUAAAAUAUAUUCUUUUUCUUUUGUGUCCCUGGCUAUUAAAGCUAUCGGAUUUGAAUCAGUUUCAAAAUUUGUAAACAAUAUACUUUGAAUAUUACAAUAUGUAAUAUGUUUAAGUAUAUAUAUUGUUAUCUCGUAUCCAUAAUUAAAGCGAAACCUAGUACUUUUUGUGAAACUACGUAUUUUUUGUGAAAGUGCGUAAAAUGUUAUUAUUAUUAUUUAAAAUAUUAUAAAUUAUAAUUUAAAAGGCUAUCUUCAAAAAUCACGCACUAUUUCAUCGCCAAUCUCAGCUUUCUUACUAGAUGAUUCUUAACGGUUCUUUAUCGGUCUCAUUAUAACUUAUUCACAAUAAAUUCACACUUAAUGUCAUACAUACAAUACACAU